CCUACUCGUUAGGGGAUUUCUGGGAGGCAUCAUGGGGGCCAAAUCGAAAGAGUAGAGUGCUGCGACAGCCAUGACUCCGGCUGUGAGCCGGUGCAGGUGGGAGAUCGUUGGAAAUGCGCUCAUGCUCGUGCUGAGAUGAGAGGCCUCAUAUCAUAUAUAAGAGUCGGGAUGAGGCACGGUUUAGGUCAUCGACACAAUGGAUACCAUGAAUAUCUCCUUCUCGCCAGCUCUUGACAUGACUUCACUUCAAGCCCACUCUGGUGCCAUCAACAAUAUCGAGCAGUCUUCCAUCGCCGUUGUGCACGCCGUUUCUGUCAUCGAAACUCACAAGCUCUUACUUGAAGUAUACAGAACUGCCUGGCACUUCGUUCAACAGUCUCAGUACUCAAAUCCAAUGUCACACAAAGGAGCGUUUUCAAGUCCUGGAGCAAUGACGGAUGGUGGAAACGACCCAGAACCACCAGCUGCACCACCAAUCAUCAUCCUCGCCCAAUCCAGUAAAGCACCUGCGCCCCACUUCCAGGUACCAGACCCUGCCGAUCCGCCCUUCCAGCCGCACCCACCUACGUCAUCCCUGUCACCAGAACAUUCACGGCAAGAACCUCAACCUACCGACGCGACAUCAAGACCACCGAAUAAACCAGCACCGGAACCACAUCCAGCGCCGCCUGUAAUCAUUCUAUCCACCUCUCCACCGCACGCGCAAACCUCCUCACCACCUACCUCCUCAUCCUCUCCUACCUCACCAUCCCCACUACCCACCUCUACCUCUCCCACCCCCUCAACAUCCAACACUCCACACAAUGGGUUCCAAAGUCAGCAAAGUCAAAGAACGCGCCACAGACGGCAAACUCCAACCCAGCCAAGAGCGCCUCGACAAGGAGCAAAUGAAGGAACCGAGCAACUACUACUCACACCGCAGCAAGAGCAUGCGGAGGAAAGCGGGUAAAGGGGGUGCAAGUGAUGGUGCAGGAGGAAGUGCUGGAGGUGCUGGCGGAGGCGCUGGCGGUGUAGCGUAGGAAAGGCGAAGAAUAUACAUGGAAGAGUCGUG
Messenger RNA from Alternaria rosae, 1051 nucleotides. RefSeq lists its product as uncharacterized. The record is from RefSeq and is a predicted model, not a curated record. NCBI's taxonomy places the organism in Eukaryota, Fungi, Ascomycota, Dothideomycetes, Pleosporales, Pleosporaceae. The transcript has 4 exons. The coding region runs from base 197 to 949 and encodes 250 amino acids.